CUCCGAGUGUCGUUCUUUAUCACCUAUCCCCCUCCUCUCUCCUUCGUUCCCUCACCACAGUCCCUCAUUUCCUGCCACCACCCUACAGAAACAACAGCGACAACCAUGAACCUCCUCACGACCACCAUCUCCCUCCUCCUAGGCCUCACCCUCGUCGCCGCCAAAACAGACAUCGGACCCCCCUGCACCUCCUCCACCACCUAUGUAGGCGGCAUCUUCACGCGGAUCUUCUACAUCCCCGACACGGGCGAGCUCUGCGAACUCAUCGACUGCGGCGGCGGGCGGGCGCCUCCCAAGACCACCGUCCCGGGGUGUCCACUCUACUCAGGUACAGAGCCUGUACCCACGCAUUAUCUCCCCGGCUGGGGUCCAGGCGGCCGUCUGAUCGAGACCACGACGACGACGAGUACCUCUGGUGGUGCUGCUGCUGAGGCUACAGACGGAACCAGUAUGCUCACAGCUACUGCAGGCGGAAGUGUGUACGCUUCUGCUUCUGCGUCUACUGAUGCUGCUGCUUCUACGUCGUCGUCGGUUACUACUACCGGUAUUGCUGCUGCGGCAACGGCUCAGAUUACCGGUUCCACGGCCAGCGACUCCGCACGCGACUCGGCCUCAGUCGUGCUGGCUUCGAGUUCCGGUGCCACGGGUUCGGCGGCGGCUGCCGUGAAUGCUACCACUCCUGGGGUGGUGAGGGGGAAUGAGGCGGCGGCUGGGUUCCGCGUGCGGAGUGCGGGGGUGGCAGCGGUGGUGGUUGGGGCUGUUGCACUUGUGGGGGGUGUGAUGCUUUGAGGUUUGGAGUUAAUUGGCAUGUUGCGUUGCACGAGUUUUUGUUGCUGGAUUGUAUUCUGGUGGAGGGUGUUAUGGAGGCGCUAUCUGCUACAGGCCGUGGCUCGUGUCAGCUUGUGGAUCGAUUGAGUUCGACGAUCGAUCGGGAGUCAAUUGUAGUCGGGUGAUCGUGGGUUCUUGCCACUGUGCGGGACUUUUCCACGGCUAUUGUCUCAGGUGAUAGAGUUAACCAUCGAUCUCUAUCGCGGGUAGGAGAUUCAUUUGUCACGGAGCUUGGAGAUUUAGUGGGUUUGCUAGAGAUCUUAUCGCUUGGAGUGCGAUCUCGCCUUGACGUUUACGCUGAAGUGAUAGGGUAUAAUAGUGGAUUUCAAGCAACUUGAGAGGCUACUGUACCUCAGAAGCUAUUGUACUUCGGAUGGUA
Messenger RNA from Aspergillus uvarum CBS 121591, 1207 nucleotides. RefSeq names its product putative cell surface protein. NCBI's taxonomy places the organism in Eukaryota, Fungi, Ascomycota, Eurotiomycetes, Eurotiales, Aspergillaceae. The transcript has a single exon. Bases 106 to 789 code for a protein of 227 amino acids. The record is from RefSeq and is a predicted model, not a curated record.